CCAAUAUCAAAGAUGUCGAGCAUUUGCUCGCUGCACUUCAAACCUGAAGAUUUUACCAGACGGUAUACUAGUUUGCAAGGGAAAAUAAGUAGACUGGUGUUUGUCGAAGUUGGUGUGUUUGCUUUUCCUUCUGUUCAUCUCUUAGAAAGGCUGAUGAAAGAAAGUGUGCCUUCUGAAAGGAACGUAGACAGGUUGUUAGAGAUAUUUUGUCUAGCACAGAAGCAGGUCCUUGCUCUUCUAGUCAAGACACUUUUGGAGCUGAAAGUGCUACCUCUUUGGAAGACAGUCAUACUGAUGUUGAAUUUGUUGAUGAUGUCUUGCAAGUUCAAACAAUUGCAGUACAAGCAGAAGUACAGGCAAUGUGUUCAAUACAAAGAAAACAUGAGAAAAAAAGAAAUUACGUAAACUGGUGGAACAGUAGUAAAAUGUGUCAAGGUGGACAAUCAGAAUGAGGAAGAAAAGCAGGAUGGUAGUGAUGAUGAUAACAUGGAUAUGGAUAUUGACAUUGGUAGUGAGAUGGAAAAUGAAGGUUCUGACAACUAUGACAUUGAAACAGAUUCUUCAUUGUGUCUAAGUUCAGCAGCUAACUGAAAAUAGUCCUUUAAGGUCUCUUCACCUACCCUUAAUUUUUUAUUCUUUUCAUUUGAUAAAUGCUUUCAUAUUUGCUCAAUCUGCAGAGGUCCUGAUCCAAAAUGUC
This is a messenger RNA of Xenia sp. Carnegie-2017, 697 nucleotides long. RefSeq lists its product as uncharacterized. The transcript has 5 exons. The coding region runs from base 13 to 405 and encodes 130 amino acids. Lineage: Eukaryota; Metazoa; Cnidaria; Anthozoa; Malacalcyonacea; Xeniidae. The record is from RefSeq and is a predicted model, not a curated record.